Oryzias latipes (Japanese medaka) is the source of this 17201-nucleotide messenger RNA. It is a transcript of the gene pcloa, whose product is annotated as piccolo presynaptic cytomatrix protein a. Gene Ontology annotation, biological process: protein localization to synapse; presynaptic active zone assembly. NCBI's taxonomy places the organism in Eukaryota, Metazoa, Chordata, Actinopteri, Beloniformes, Adrianichthyidae. Gene Ontology annotation, molecular function: structural constituent of presynaptic active zone; metal ion binding; protein binding. The record is from RefSeq and is a predicted model, not a curated record. Gene Ontology annotation, cellular component: axon; cytoskeleton of presynaptic active zone; glutamatergic synapse.
UCAGGGCCCCUCAAUGAGAACGGUGGUGACUGUGGUGUACAGCUGCAGAGAUGCAAGACGCGGAAAAACAACGAGAGGGGGCUGGAAAAUAAUCCCAGAAAAUAACUGAUCGGAGAUGGUUCUGGACCCUGAAGAACUCCGGGAUCUUAGGAGAUAAAAAAAAGCGGUACAGGGACCUCGGAUCGCUCAUUGAUCCUCUAACAGGAGGAGGGGGGGCCGGGAGGGGCCGAUCAUGGGGAACGAAGCGAGCCUGGAAGGAGGCGAGGGGCUGCCGGAGGGGCUGGCUCCUGACGGGAAAGGUGGUUUCAUCAGGGUUGCUGAUGGAAGUCCCGUCAACCUGAACGAGCUCAGCGAGGAUGACAGGAGGCAGAUCUCCGCUGCCAUGGCCAGGGCGCAAGGCAGGCAGCCGGGAGGCACAGCUGCUGCUGCACGAAGACCUUCAGCCUCUGAUGCGCAGCAGGUAGGAGCCUCCAGGGGCCCAGCGGGUCUCAGUAAGAGCCGAACUGUUGACGCCUUCAACCAAGGUCCACCUGGCAAGCCCACACCAGGUCGCAGCCCUUCAUCUCUCAGUCUGUUUGAGUCUAGAUUUCGGCAGGAGCCCAAGUCUGAGACUAAGUCAUCCGGUAUGUUUGGCUCCAGUUUUCUCAGCGGGGCAAACCCGCUCAGUGCCAUGACUUCUUCGGUUUCGUCCUCAUUAUCGUCUAUGGGCGAUGCUGUUAACAUGCCCAAGUUUGGCCUGUUUGACGAGGAAGGAGAUGCAUCGUCACCUUCUGAUUCCAACAAGCAGGGAGGGAAGCAGCCAGGAAAAGGCCCUCAGCAAGGACAGGCUCCAAAGGGCCCGCAGCAGGGAGGACCUCAGAAACAGAGUCAAGGCCCUCCUGGGCAGGGUGCAAAGCCAGGACCCCAAGGUCAAGGGGCAAAACCAGGACAGGGUCCUUCUGGUCAAGGACCCACUGGGCAGGGACCUCGGCAAGGUCAGGGGCCACCUAGUCAAGGACCCCCAGGACAGGGACCUAGACAAGGUCAGGGGCCACCAGGUCAAGGACCCCCAGGACAGGGACCUAGACAGGGUCAGGGACCACCAAGUCAAGGGUCAAAACCAGGACAGGGUCCUCCUGGUCAAGGACCCCCUGGACAGGCUCCAAAGCAAGGGCCAGCAGGUCAAGGCCCCCCAGGGCAACAGGCACCAAGACCAAAUCAGAGUGGACCUCCCCAGCAAAAAAGUGACCCACAACAGCAAGGACAUGGAAAACAGGGACCCAAGCAACCAGGUCGUCCUGAUGAGACAAGAAAAAAUGCCGGUCAGCAGGAUGCUGGAAAGCCAACAGGUGGACUUUGUCCAUUGUGUAAAACCACACAGCUAAACACAGGAUCCAAGGACCCACCAAACUACAAUAACUGCACUGAGUGUAAGAACCAGGUCUGCAGCCUCUGCGGUUUCAGCCCCCCAGACUCAGGGGGUAAAGAGUGGCUAUGUCUGAACUGUCAGAUGCAGCGAGCGAUGGGAGGAAUGGACCCCCCUGGCUUGGCAAAACCCAAGCAAGGUUCGGCUCCGCCUUCUCCCCAACGGCAGGCGUCUGGCAAGCCUGGAAAGCUGCUAAUAAAACAGCAGAGCACCAGUGACCAAGGGUUAACGCCACCAACCACGCCUAGGCAGAAAUCUCCAGGCGCCUCCUCUCCAGGACCUUCUUCUCCGGGGUCCUCCCUGGCAGGAUCCCCAAAAAUUGACCCGAAGACUGGUCGCCCUAUCCAGCCAAAGUCCAGUCCCCAGCAGUCUCCAGCUAAAGCGAAACAGGAAUCUAGCUUCUUUGGGGGGUUGGGGGGUCUGAGUCUCGGAGGCCUCACAGAUGCGGCCAAACCUCCUGCCGCUUCUUCUCAGGCUGCGGAGUCUGUUACAGGGAAACUGUUUGGUGGGUUUGGUGGAUUAAUGGAGUCCUCAAAGCCUCAAGUGCAGGGCGCACCAAAACAGGAGGAGUCGGUUGCUGGCAAGUUGUUUGGGGGUUUUGGAGGACUGACAGAAACUGCCAAACCUCCUGCUGCUGCAAGUCAGAUGUUCAGCUUUGGGUCAACUCUCCUGAGCUCAGCCACCAAUCUUGUUUCCGGAGAUGAUGGUAAAGAACCGGAAUCUCCACCUGGAUCACCACCAGACUCUCCAUUCUCUGCCCCUGGAUCUCCCCCAGAUUCAGACUCCGCCCCUGACACCCCACCUGCUAAGUCCAAGAAACCUCCCAGAACCACUUCUACAGAGGUGGAAGAGAAAGCCCCAGCAGAUGAGUCAGGUCUUCCUCCAGCCACAUCGGCCAAGGGAAACUGUCCUCUCUGCAACAUGGAGCUGAUCAAAGGAACAGAAGGUGCACCAAACUACAAUCUGUGCACCGAGUGCAAGAAGGACGUGUGCAAUCUCUGUGGAUUCAACCCUACUCCUCAUUUAGGAGAGAAAGAAUGGCUUUGCCUGAGCUGUCAGACCCAAAGAGCCAUGUCAGGCCAGCUGGGGGAUGUUCCAACACCACCCAUGACGUCUCCAAUGAAGCAACCACCUGCUCCUACUUCUACCCUCACCUCUACCCCUGCUAUUGUAGAUAGCAAACCUGUUGUAGAAGCUCCAGAUGCAACCCCCCCAACCUCUGAGACCAAGGUAGAACCUGCAACCGCACCUAAUAGUGAUCCAAUUUCCCCUAAACCUAGCCCCUCCGAUCCUGAGAACAUUCCUAAGGAGACCCCUCAGUCAGAAACCCAAACAGAGCAAACGGCAAAUGAUUUAGUGUCUGAGAAUGUAAUUCAUCCUGAGGAAAAACUUCCAGAUUCAGUUAGUUUGGCUGAGAGUACACAUGAAAUCCAAGCAGGUGAGAAACAACAGGACAGCUCAGGGAAAACAGAGACAUCUGAUUCUGAUCAACAAACACAGAGUGCAAGUGUCAGUGAAAUCCCAGCAACCGAGCAGCAACAGAGUAGCUGUGAGAGCGCAGCAGCAGCAGAUCCUCCUCAUCUUGACAUGCAGACACCGAACACUGAGCAACAAGCACAGAGUGCACUUGUCAGUGAAGUUCCAGCAGGUGAGGAACAGCAGAGGAGUUUUGAGAAAAUGACAGGAGACAUUUCGAACCCUGUAGAGAGAGACACACAAAAUCGGAUAACUGAUGUAGGUUUUGACAAAACAACAGAGUCUGCUGAAGCUAAAACUGAGCUAAAUUCAGAGAUUAUCCAGAAUGAAGGUGCAGUUCCUCUGGCAGAUCACGAGAAAGUAGAGCAUAUUCCCGAAAAACCUCAAGAAAUGACAGCAAAUAUGUCAGAGACUUCUUCUUCUUCCUGUAUGGAAACUUCUCAGGAAGUAGUUGCUGCUCCAGUAGAUUCUACAGAUUUAAAUAUGAAUGAAGAGAAUCAAACAAGCAAACUACCAACAAAUAAUUUCCAAGUCGCUUCUGCAGAUCAAUCUCGAGAGGAUUUGAAAGUCAAUGAUGAGAAAACAGAAGUUACACCAGAACUUGGGGUCAAAAGUGAAACAAUCUGUGUGACAAAUGAUGAUAGGACAGACAUUACUGUAGCCUCUGCUAACAAAACUGAAACAAAGGAGCAGGAAGUGAAACCAGAACCAGUUGAGCGUGCAGAAUCUGAAAGCUUUUCUGCAGAAAAACACUAUUUUACAAAGGAUGAUGGUCAGUCAAAUGAAGUAGAAAACAAAGCCCCCCCAAAAGAAAACAGUAUGGAAAGUACUCCUCCUGUUUCUGUGGUUGAAGGAAACUCCACAACCCUUGAAAAGGUAAAUCAGGAUGCAGUUGAAGGUAAAGAUUCUGAGAAAUGUUGUGAUGGCCUUGAAGCAGCAGCAAUGGAGAAAGAGUCUGGAGAUGCAAAGGAGGAAGCAUCUAAGAUAGAAAGAAAGGCAAAUGCAGAGAUUGAUACCAAAGUAACCAAAGCUGAUAGAGAAGCUCUAGAAGAGAAAGAAACUAAUCUAAUACAACAGGAAAAUAAGCAAACAUUUGAGGAGGAGGGAGUGAACAAGGCAGGCUCAAGUACUGGAGUGAACAACACUGAAACAGGAAGGAUGUCUGUUUUAUCUGAGAAAAAUGAGUCAGAAAAAGCAGAAGAGCCAAUUCGGAGCAUCCCAGAGGAAAUGCCAAAAGAACAGAUAAAUGAAGAGAUAAAGCCAGGGAAAUCUGAACUUGCUGCAGAAAGCCCUUCUGAGGAAGUAUUGUUGUCGGAAAAGUCAAAGGAAGCAGAUAAAUCAGUGUUCAUAACAGAAGAAGGAUCCCCAAAAGAAGAGGGGAAAACACUUGAUGAAAAAAAGCAAGAAGCUGAUAAGAAUUCAGAUGAAGUGGUGAUUAUCUGCAGAACAGCACCUCCUGAAUGUGAGGAGAGACAAAAGGUCAGCAGUGAGGUGCCAGAGCAGAGUGUAGAAUUGGUGUCAUCCUCAGCCGUUAUAAGUGAGACACCAGCCCGUGCAGAUCGACCUUCUGCGGAUGAGGCAGAGGCGGCUGCUUCACAGAAGACGAGCAGCGUUGCUGAAAAUCGAAAUGAGCUCAAGUUGAUUGCUGAGCCGUUAGUCAAAGAGAUGGAUACAGAAGAUGACAAGAAAGAAAAUGAGACACAACCUGUUGCGGGCGCCAACCAGGAAACUAUUUCUGAGUCAAAGUGUGACAAAGAUGACACAACAGUGUUUGAUGGUGUGAAGAGCACAGCAUCAAAGAAAGAUGAAGCAGAGAGUGCGCCUGUAGCUCCCUUCCCAGUAGAAGAGCCUGAAAUCCAGGCUGUAGUUGCAAAACAAGAUGAAAGCCCAAAAGAAAUCUGUUUGGAGGAGAAAAAUGAAGCUGAAGCUCCGUCUCAGGAAAACAAGAGCAAUGAAGAUGCUUCUUCUGAGGUAAAAACGGAGGGGAGUUUAAAGGAGCCUGCAGUGAAAGAAGUGUUGACCCAAGAAGGCAUCCCAACUCCACCAUCAGACCUGGCAAAACUGGAAAGUUCUGUCCUUCCCAUUCUCAAGGCCCAGGGAGACCCAACAGAGGACAAUAAAACUGACUUUCUCAAUACUAGACGUAAAUUGGAGGUACUUCCUCUUUCACCUGAGUCACCCAGUUCAGAAGAGGACACUAAACUCCAGAAGACUGGAGUGAAUGGCACAGCAAAGAAAAAGCUUCUUGUGCCCAUGGAUGUCAGAGCAGAUUCCUUGGAUGAUAGCAGUGAGAGCUUUGGAAAAGAUAGCCCAAUAUCAGGUGAUGAAGAGGAAUUUAUCAGAAAACAGAUUAUAGAAAUGAGUGAAAAUGAGGACGCGUCACCAUCAGAUGAAGAAAACCUCAUCAGACGAAAGAUCAGGGAGGAUGAGAAGAAACGAACGGACCAAAUAAAAACUGAAACAGUUGAGAAGAGCACAACGGCAAAAACUAGACGACUUACAAAGAAAACCACCAUAAGCCCAGAUGAUGACGAUAAAGGGCAUUCUAUUUCAUUGGAUAAGCCUGACACAGAAAAAGAGAAGGAACUGGAACCGAAAGGAGAAGAGCAGCAAAGUGGCACUGCAGUCCGUAAGUUCCAAGAAAUAGAGUUGAAUACAACCAGCAGCCCCAUUCGUAUACCUAAUACUGACGGAGAACCUGAAAUGGAAAGUCUCACAGACUCUCCAGAUGAUAAGUCCAAGGGCGAAGGGUCAUCUAGUCUACAUGCAUCAAGUUUCACUCCUGGAACAUCCCCAACAUCUCUCUCAUCAUUGGAUGAAGAUAGUGACAGCAGUAGUCCGGGCCAUAUCCGUACAGGUGAGGGAAAACAGCACAGAAAGGCCAAACACAGACAGACUGGUCAAAUGCUGCCUACUAUUGAAGAUUCCUCAGAGGAAGAAGAGUUACGAGAAGAGGAAGAACUGCUUAGGGAGCAAGAGAAACAGAAGGGAUCAGGGAAAAAGUCAAAAAAAGACAAAGAUGAGAUUCGAGCUCAAAGGAGACGAGAGCAUCAAAAGACGCCACCAAGUAACCUUUCUCCAAUUGAAGAUGCCUCACCAACAGAAGAACAGAGGCAAGAAGCGGAAAUGGAGGAAAUCAGACGAUCAUCUUGCUCUGAUUUUUCCCCAAGUAUAGAGUCUGAUCCAGAAGGCUUUGAAGUUCAUGCUGCAAAGAUUGCAGCAGUUCAGAAAAAAUAUCAACUACCUACUUCAGAAUCCCUCCAUUCUCCAACAGAAGAUCAAAACAGUGACAAACUUCAGAAAAAAACUCUCAAAUCUGCUGAUGAAGUCUAUGAGGAAAUCAUGCUGAGGGCUAAGUCUCCAAUUCUUGAUGAAAGUGAGUGUCAACUCAAAAAAGAGUUCAUUCAUGAAGGUAUUUUAAUUGAAGACUAUGCCUUCACAUCUACUGUGGACCGUACAGUGACUGCUUUAGAAGAGCAACAGAAAAUAUCUGUUCCUCCUCAGCCCAAACCGCUGAGAUCCCCAGAUGAAGUUUAUGAAGACAUGAUGAAGAAGAGAAAAGAGUUCAGGCAACUGGAACAAGAAUACCAAAAUAUGCAGCCAAAAAAAGAGAACACCAACCCAGAAAUAGUGCUACAACCAGCUGAGAACAUAGUCUCGAAAAGCAGCACAGAGACACUCAACAAAGAUGGGAAGCCAUUAUUAGAUGCUGAAUCUGCCUAUGAGGAGUUAAUGAAAAAAGUCUUGACUCCUGGAACAAGUCCAACUCAACUUGAGCCAGAAGGAUGUUCAACAGUUUCAAGGAAGGCACUUCAUCCAAUUCCAGACUUAAAAGUGACACAGUGCUCCUCUGGAGAGCUGUCCUCUGAUGAUGAGACUCUAGUUAAAAAGGAGGAGGAGAAAAAAGCAGAUAUAACAUCAACUGAAGAAACACAAUCUUUGAAAGAAGUUCCUGAGUCCAUGCCAUUGUCAACAUCAGAUCAGGAACCUCAAACCACAGUAUUGCAGGAAGAUGCAGUAGUCUUAUCUAGUACAUUACCAAAAACCUCAGCUGCUGUGAUUGCCAGUGUUUCACCCUUACCCACAGUCCCACAAUAUACACCCAGUACACCCAGUAUAGUGUCAACAGCCCCACCAGUUCCUCCUAAGCCAAAUGUCUUGCGCAGGGGUACCUCUCAGGAAAAAGAAGAACCUUUUUUACCACUUGCCCCUCCUCCCACUCCACCAAAACCCACAGUUUUUCCAAGGAAAGCCCCAGUUCCACUUCCACCUCAGGCUUCAGCAACUUCAACAAGAUCAGAACCAGUGGCUAUGACUAUGCCCCAAGGAUCACCUGUGAGACAGGCAGUUACUCCAACAUACAAACCUCACCAUCCCCCACCUGUUCCUCCAAAGCCACAAAUUCCUGCUGGAAUUGCGGACAGUCACAAACCAGGACAUGGAGUCAAACCUCCAAUUGCACCAAAGCCGGCCUCACAGUCAUCUUCCCCUGCCCAUGCCCCACAUCCACCAAGACCAACUGUACUUCCCACUGCUAAUUAUGAAACAGUUUUGAAUUUGAGCCCCUCCACAGAAAGCAAGGCAUUUCAUCCCUCACCAAAAUCUCCUUCGUCUCCUAGACAUGCCAGCAAUAUACGUGAUACUUAUGUGGUCAUUACGUUGCCAUCCCAGCCUAGCUCUCCAGUAGAUAAUCUAACAACUCAAGCACCCUCCAGUCCUGGGCUAGCAUCUUUUUCAUAUAAACCUGACUCUGAUAGUUAUUCUCAACCACAGCCUGUGUCAUAUUCACAGCACUAUCCAAUGUCAGCUCAAUCUCACUCAACUAAAGUGCCUCUGGCUUACACACGUGUUACAGAAUCCAUUGAAAGUCAAGAGAUAUGUAGCCCAGAAAAACGUGUAUCUAGUUCCUGUCAUAUAAUUGAGGCUAUAUCUGCUUCAGCACAGCCACCAGUGGGUAUACCAAAUCUUAUUUCUCAAAUGGUCACUACAGAAGUUCAAAGAACCACCGUCUCUGUUGUUCAUGAAAGAGCACCACCACAGGUGUCAGAACCAAGGGCCAAUGGUGUUCCCAUCUCAACAGAAAAACCCAAAAGCCAGUUGCCAGGCCAAAAUGGACAAAUUCAAUCUUCCGAGGUUGUUGAUCUUAGGACUGCGAAGGUGGACUCUGAGUCAGUUGUCAACGGAGUUGAUUUGACAACUGGGCAAGAUGUGCAUCGUCAGUCUAUUGUGGGUGAAGUCAGUCGUCACAGCAGUGCUGUACAGUCACCGGUGGUCAACCUCAGCACUGAAUCUUCAACUGUCUCUAUAGUGACGGACAGCAUUACUAUUGUGACAUGUUCUGCAACAAUCCAGCGAUGUGACAAUGCAGACAUUUAUCAAGUGUCUUCAGUGCCACUUCAGUUAACCAAAAACAAGGCUUUUGAACCUGUUUCUCAAAUUAUCUAUCGGCCAAUUGAUUCUCAGCCAAGUAUGCUUGCUACAGCAGAAAUUCCAAUUAAUCUUUCAGUUGGAUCGAUUACAAGUGGAGGAAGUUUCCAGGCUACUCCCGUAACUAUUGCUCCAGCUUUAGUUGCAAGCUGUGCUGCCAAUGGAUUAACUACAGGUACAGCAACAGUUGCUGGAGCUGUUGAUCUUAGCACAACAAAGCAUUUCAAUACUGCAGUAUCAGUAGAUUCUAUCUCUACAGAUGUGGUUACAUCGGUGAUAACAGAUGAUGGGAAGCCAGUGGAUCUCACAGCAGGAAAAAGAACUGUAUGCUGUGACGUUGUGUACAAGCUCCCAUUUGCAGGAAGCUGUACUACCCAACAACCCACCACACCUUUGCCUGAGGAUCGGUUUGGCUAUCGUGAUGACCACUAUCAGUAUGACCGCUCAUCUUACGGAAUGAAAGGAUUUGGUGGAAUUAAACCCUCUAUGUCAGACACCAACCUUGCAGAAGCCGGGCUGUUUAUGUACAAGAGUAAACACAGCUACAAUUUCAGUGGCACAACAGAAGGUGCUAUAGAUCUUACCUCAGCAAAGAUUUCUGAUGCAGGUGAAGCUGUUGACUACUCCAAGAAAGGAGCAAACGCCGGAAUGAUAAUUCCCCCUUUUUCCCAAACCAGAGUCACAAGUGGUGACACCACACUUUUCGGGAUGAGCAAUGUUUUGAGAUCCACAAAUGGAGUGGUCUAUUCUUCUGUUGCUGCACCAAUCCCAUCUACAUAUGCUAUCACUACCCAGCCUGGAUCCAUAUUUAGUACAUCAUACAACACUUUUUCGGGUAUGCACUCAAGUGAUACCAUGCCUUCCCUGUCCAAUCUCCAAAAUCUCCCGCUUACUCGAUCCCAGAGUUUUUUGUCCACCAUUUCUGGAACAGAAGAACAAAGAGAAUCUCCACUUAAUUUAGAGAUCUCAAGAGGAGUUGCCUCUACCGGCAGUGCAAUCACAAAAGUAGCAUCUUUAUCCCUUGACACCUACACUGAUGCUUCGCUUGAAGCUAUUGCUGCUUCUCUAGAGGCUUUGUCUUCACCCAUGGUUCCUGGUGAUGACCAGUAUCUAGCAGAGCGGGAGAGGCUAGAAAUGGAGAAACUUAAGCAACAACGCCUGGCGGAGGAACUUGAAUGGGAGCGGCAUGAAAUACAACGCUUUCGUGAACAAGAACAACUACUAGUACAGAAAGAAUUGGAGGAGUUACAAAUCAUGAAGCAACAGAUUCUAACCCAGCAGGAAGACGAAAGACAGGCUCAUCUUAUGUUGCAGAAAGAAACCUAUGCCCAGCAACAGCAGCAACUUGAACAGAUUCAGAGACUCCAAGAACAGUUACGAAUUCAAUUGGAGGAGCAAAAGCUUCGUCAGAUGUACCCUGGUGGGGACAUACCAGGACAUGGAUUGCAAGAGGCAGUUGUCUUAGGGCCUGAUGGCACAGUACUUUCCCGAAAGAUCACUGAUAGUGGGUGCCAGACAGAUGAGGAAGACGAGACUGUCAGCAAAGCAUAUACAGCAGGGAGAAAAAAGAGAAGUGCUAAAAAGAGUGUUGAUAGCUGUGUGCAGACUGAUGAUGAGGAUCAAGAGGAAUGGGAAGCACAGACUAGAAACAGGCAAAGUAGACCACGUACUGCCAGGGGUGAUAGGAUUGGGCAGUCAGAGAUAUCUCUUCAAGCGCAUACUGAAAUUUCUAUACAAACAGAUACAGAGGGAAAUAUUUUAAUGGAUGCCAGGAUGGAAGUGUCUGACUCUGAAAGGUCAUCACCUAAGAAAAGACCUACGCCCUUAGAAAUAGCCCAAUCUACCAAACUCAAACCAGAUAGUUCUAACCUCCAAGCCCCUCCCAAAUCACCCAAAGUGCUUUAUUCACCCAUUUCCCCUUGUAUAUCUCCAAGUAAAUCUCUUGAAUUUGUUUCCUAUGAUAAGUCAUUGGGUGAUACAAGCCCACAGAUGCUAAGAGGAACCACUGAUCUAGCUAAAGCUUCCCCAGUUAGUCCUAAAGGACAAAAAUUAUUGCAGAGAUCCAUGUCUGAUCCCAAGCCCAUGAGUCCAACUGGAGAAGAAAGAGCAACAUCAGGCACCCAGUUUGAUGGCCACACAGGAAAAGCCUCAGCUGGUACACCAACAAGUAUGCAGAAGAAGGUGAAGAGGACGCUCCCAAAUCCACCAUCAGAGGAAGAAUCAACAACCAGUGGGCAGACAGCAUACAGCACUAGCUCUGCACGUCGAAGGCAAUGUCGGAAUUCCAACAUGGCACGUGCAAAGAUCUUACAAGACAUAGAUCGUGAGCUGGAUUUGGUGGAGCGUGAGUCUUCGAAACUCCGCAAAAGACAAGCUGAACUGGAUGAAGAAGAGAAAGAAAUUGAUGCUAAGCUCAGAUAUUUGGAAAUGGGGAUCAAUCGUAGAAAAGACGUAUUGCUGAAGGAAAGAGAGAAGAGGGAAAGGGCCUACCUUCAGAGUGUUGCAGAGGACAGAGACUACAUGUCUGACAGUGAAGUUAGUAAUAUCAGAGAGAUUAGAGGUGGGCACGGAGCUGGUGAGGAUGAGGAAAUUGAAGGUCAUGGUCUUGAACGCCCGAGGACAGCUCCUCAGUCAGAGCUGGAUGACUUUGUUCCACCUCAGACAAAGCAUGAGUAUGAAAAAUACUCUCAAUAUCAAUACCCUCAAAGCCAGUACCAGCAUUCUAUCUAUCAGACUCCACAGUCUUAUCCAUCUCAUUCUAUUUAUUCUUCUGUCCCAUCCCUCACAAGCUCACAGCAACAGAGUUACCAGCAGAUGCUUUUGUUGCAACAAAAAGCUGCAAGACAAGCGGCCCUCCUCUCAGAGCUAGAUGCAACUAAAUACGACGUCAUUAGCCGCCAACCUGAUCCUACAUCAUCAGCCUACCUAGGUGUAAAAUAUGACAAAUAUGGCAACCACCUCGAUCUCAGGGCCUUAGAAGUGGGAAGUAUAGCGGGCAGCCCAAUGUCAGCUGUUUCUGAUUCCUAUUACACAGAUGUAGACCACCAUACACCUCGAAGUUACAUGCUUUUGGAAGACGCUGCAGAACUAGGCAAGACCCCAACAAGUCUUUCCUCUUCAUACAGCCUCGCUGAGAGAGAGCUGGCUAAGGCAGAGAAGCUGUUGCGACGAAGUGCUGCAGAUUUAGGAUCAACUGACUAUUUGGGCUCUACCUCGAGGCUUCAUGCCUUUGGAAAGACACCCGAUGAAGAAGAUACAAUGGAAGAGCCCUAUGAACUCAAGCUUUUGAAGCAACAGCUCAAACAAGAGUUCAGAAGAAGUACUGGAGGAACAGAAAACUUGGAACAAAUGACUGGUCUCUCCCAGCAUUACUAUACUCCAAGCUCUGGCAUAUCUAGCUACUCCCAAAGACAUUACCCUAAAUCUGAGAAGUACAGCAUAAGUCGACUUACUCUAGAGAAGCAGGCGGCAAAACAGCUUCCGACAUCUAUGUUGUACCAAAAACAGAAGACACCUCUACUUGAUCCAAAACUCUCUUCAAAGUAUUCCUCUAUCUCAGACAGUCGAGCUUUAGAGACUGACUAUACCAGCUACCUGGGAUCUUCUAGUGCAUCCCCAAGAACUAGUCGGUUAAUGCAGGAUGAAAUUACGUUUGGCCUCCGUAAGAAUAUUGCUGAACAGCAAAAGUAUCUUGGAUCCACUUUGGGGGCCAAUUUGGCUGGUUCACUAAACUUGGGCCAGAGCUUGGGUUUGGACUCUGCUUAUCCUAGUGGUAGUCGCUCAAGACCCUCUUCCAGGCCAACGUCGUGCUAUGGCUUAGACUUAUCUAUUAAAAGGGACCUUUCCAGCUCUUCGCUGAGGCUCAAAGGAGAUGGAGAAACAUCUGGAGAUGGUUUAAGUUAUCAAACCCCUUCUGGUCGCACUAAACCCACAAGCCUUCCCAUUGUACAAAGUGGCCGUGGCCGAAUACCCAUUGUAGCACAGAACUCAGAAGAAGAGAGUCCGUUAAGCCCUGUUGGACAGCCUAUGGGCAUGGCCCGUGCAUCAGCAGGACCUUUGCCUCCAAUCUCAGCUGAUUCAAGGGACCAGUUUGGGUCAUGCCUAUCCUUACAGGAUUCUCAGCAACAGCAACAUAUCAGGGAAGAACCAACAAGGGGCAGAGGUUAUGCAAUACUGGAUGAUCUUCAGGGCACAAUGUCAGAUAGCGAAGCCCUAAGUGAAUCCAUGCUGGCUUUGAACAGAGAUGAUGCAACCAAUGCCUACCAUCUUAGACGAGAAGAAACAGACUGGUUUGAAAAGCCAAGGGAUGGACGAACAGAGAAUGGAAAGGAAAAGAGACAGGGAAAAGGUCCGUAUUACCCGUUCCCUCACCUCAGGGUCAAACUGCAGAGGGAUCCCAAAGACCGCACUGUCUCAGGAAAUGGUCUGGGUAUCCGUGUGGUCGGAGGAAAAGAGGUUCCCGGGAGUAAUGGAGAAAUUGGAGCUUAUGUUGCCAAAGUUCUGCCCGGUGGAGCUGCAGAACAAACGGGAAAGAUUCUUGAAGGAAUGCAAGUCCUGGAGUGGAAUGGCGUUUUUCUGACGGGGAAAACCUAUGAGGAAGUACAAGGGCUUGUUGGGCAAUUGUGUAAUGAGGCAGAAGUGUGCGUCAGACUUGACCUCAACAUGCUGACUGAGUCUGAGGGUUCCCAACACCUGGACUUUCAGGAACACAGCAAAGGUGAGAGACCGCCCAGGUCUCCAGGUGUUGAUCCGAAACAGCUGGCGGCUGAGCUGCAGAAAGUUUCCCAGCAGCAGGCUCCUUCAUCCACGUCUUCAUCCAGCCUACCCGCCCCCACUUCCGCAACUUCCAGCCCCGGUCAGCCAGGCUCCCCCUCCAUCAGCAAAAAACGCCACAGCAGCAAGACUGCAGAGGGAAUGAAGAUCCAGUCCCAUCCUGUUUCUGGAGAGAUCCAGCUCCAAAUCCACUAUGACAAGCAGCUCGGCAACUUGAUUGUUCACGUGCUGCAGGCCAGAAACCUUGCGCCGCGGGACAACAACGGCUACUCUGACCCAUUUGUAAAAGUCUAUCUCCUACCGGGUAGAGGUCAGGUCAUGGUUGUCCAGAAUGCAAGCGCCGAGAACAAGAGGAAAUCCAAACACGCAGGAAAGAGUCUCAACCCUGAGUGGAACCAAACGGUCAUCUAUAAGAACAUCCAUUUGGAGCAGCUGAGGAAGAAGACUCUGGAGGUGAGCGUCUGGGACUAUGACAAGGGCUCAUCCAAUGAUUUCCUCGGAGAGGUACUUAUCAACCUUUCGGAUACCUCCCAGCUGGACAAUAUCCCUAGAUGGAUCCCCCUCAAGGAGCAGAGCGAGGGGGAUCACCACAGACGCUCCCACUCAGGCCAGGGCCGACACGGCUCCUCCAAACCUUCAUCGCAGCACUCUUCUCCGAAAACCACCGCCUCUGUGCAUGAUAAUCAGGACUCCCCUAAAUCAUCCGUCACCAAAAGCCGAAGCCAUGGGAUCUUUCCAGAUCCAGCCAAGGGCCAAAGAGCCCACUUCCCACUCAGACACCAGAGACACAGCGUUGUGGGUGUGCUCACCCUUCAGAGGGCCCAAUCUGAUUGGCUGCCUGCCCUGCCAUCGAUUGUGUCAGCCAAAGGGAGCAGAGCAGACGGCAGACACCUGACCCUCAGGAAAGCUGUGUCAGAAGAGAGGCAGCGGAGCACCGGAGCGCGCUCCAGCUACAGGUCUGGGGAUGCUCCGGUUACAGCAGCCUCAUUAGACAGUGGACUGAGUGGAAGUGCUUACAGUCUACUGGAUGAAGAGGAAGAGGCAAAUGAGGUGGACAGUGCCAUCUUCCAGGUGCCCCGAUUGGGAAAAAUCCCAAACGGAACAGAUGUGAUGUCAUCAUCAACAGUACACAGUGAUGCUGAAGGUAAAACUCAGGUAAUGGGGGAGAUUAAAAUCGCCCUGAAGAAGGAGAUGAAGACAGAGGGGGAACACCUGAUCCUCGAGAUCCUUCAAUGCCGCAACAUCACUUAUAAGUUUAAGACUCCAGACCACCUGCCUGAUCUCUAUGUAAAGUUGUAUGUGGUGAACAUCGCCACCCAGAAGAGGAUCAUCAAGAAGAAGACUAGAGUGUGUCGUCACGACCGGGAGCCAUCCUUCAACGAAUCGUUCCGCUUCUGUAUGAACCCAACCGGACACUCACUGCAGCUCUUCUUGGUGUCAAACGGUGGCAAGUUUGUGAAGAAGACUCUCAUCGGAGAGGCUUAUGUGUGGCUGGAUAAAAUUGACCUACGCAAACGCGUGGUGAGCUGGCACAAGCUGCUCGCCAGCACCGCCCAGAUCCACUCCUAGAGGGGGCAAAUCAAAGGCGGGAACUGGAGGAAUUUGAACGGACAGGAGUCGGGUGGGAAGAGGAGAACGUGGGCUCUAUAUCUGGAUGUUUGGACUGAUUUUUCAGCCUUUCAGGAAGUUGAUAAGCGAUUACAAGGACUCAUGUUUACAGGAGGCAGGCCUCAUGAGAACACAAGUGCUGAGGUCAAAGGAUCAAAACCAGGUAUUACACGCUUUAACUCACAAACAUUCACCCACAGCAUCACUUCACACACAGAAGGAACUUUCAUUCCAGAAGAUACAGGGAACAGACACACUUGUACUUUCUAAUCAACUAGCUCAGAUGAUAAUGAUUCAAACGAAGGCACGUCAAUGCAGAACACUCUUGAUUUACAAAGCAUUUUGAGGAUGUUUUGAGUUCUGCCAUAGAGACUUUCUAUUUAUUUUUGUAUUAUAAUAUAUGUAUUCUUUCUUUUCUUUUCACCUAUUUAAAAAACCUUUGAAAAAAAAUCCCUUAAAGGAAACAGAUUUUCUAAUACACUACCUAGCAUUCCAGUUUAAAAGUAAAAAAUAUCUGCACGUUUUUGAUUUUAUUAGCAAAAAAAAAGAUUUAUUUAGAACUAUUUAAUUUAACGAAUAAGAAUUAUUAUUUGAUGAAAAAACAAUAAACAGGACAGUCAUUUUAAAUUGGAUAUUAUAUUGGAUAUUAUAAUGUGUGCUCAUAUCUGCUCUGCACAAUAAAAGACCCUUGUGGUUCACUUUGUAAAUAGUGAAGUGUCAUAGAUAGAGUAUAAAUAGAUACGUUUAUCACAGACAAUCGAGUCUUGAUGAUUGUGGCAUAAAAGUUUUCUUCCUUUCAUGGCGCCCCCGUAGAAUGUGAGAGCAUGUGAGAUUUCCACUCUGUCAGUCAGAGCAGUCGACUGAUCAACGCGCGCUACUGUGGUAUUUUGCACUUUUUCCCGCUUAGAAUGUAAAACUGCUCAAAGUGGAGACUUCUGUUCAGCUUUGGGGAAAGGGGGUGGGUUGAGAGGGGAAACCACGGCGACGUCAGGUGUGGCAGCGAACAAGACAAAUGUGCCAUGCGCGAGGAAACCCCCAUCGUCACCUGUAGAUACAAAACUGCUGUUACACAACUGUUUUAGCCUUCAUUCGAUGAUUUUGGUUGUCUGUUUUUCACUUUGAAGUGUCGAUGUUUUAUCUUUGAAGUGUCUUCAGAAAAGGGGCAUUUUUUGGGGGAAGAGUCAAGAGACACUGCUGCUGGUUCAUUCAAGACUUUCAAUUAAAAAGAUCAAUUAAUUACAGUACUCCAAGAAAUUGAGUGGUUUCUAUGCAACCUCCACUGCUCAGAGGUACAAGCUGCAUCUUGACUUAACCAAGAAAUGUGAUGGGAAACAUCAAGUUUGUUUUCUUGUCCUCCACUAAAUGAUUUUAAAAUGAUUUCCUUUUUUUUUUUUUUACUUGUGAUGUUGGAUUAUUUUAACACCUGCCAGACUAUUUCAUAUGUUGUAUCAUAUUUGUUUACAGUACACGUGUACAGAUUUCUUUUUAUACACAAUCUGUUGGUUGUUUACAACAUUUAGAUGGCUUGAAUAUCAAAAAUUGAGCUUCUUUUCUUGCCCUUGAACACAGAAAAAUGUUGAAUCAAGGUAAAAAAAACCAUUUUUGUGCACUCCCCACUUUAAAUAAAAAUAAAACCAGACACUGAAAUUGAAUAAGAUUCAGACUAAAGUGAUAGUAAUUCUGAGAUGUGUUUUUGAGUGUGUGCUUCUGUUCGGUUUGAGUUAAAGUUGUGCAUCAUAUCAUGUGUGAGUGUCCGUGUGUCCACUCCAAGUCCACGCGUGGCAUUUUCUCUACCGCAUAUGUCUUCAUUCAAGUGCUGUCUAAAGCGUUUAACUGUGUCGUAACACACAAGAACCUACACAUGAUCACACACACUGAUGCCACCAAUCUGUUUUCAACUUUGUAAAUACAUUGGGUUUUUUUAAUACUGGGAUUUGGGGAGAAAUAGGUCUUUUAGCAGUCAAAAAGUAAUAAUGAUAUUAAUCAAAAGGUGUUUGAUGAGUAAAAAGACAGAUUUUCCUUUAGAUUGCUGUACAGCAGAUGGACCAAAAUGAAGUGUGUCUCAAAAUUUCCCCGACCCUUUACACCAAACGUUUACCGGAGCCUGACACAGAACUCCUAGGAUCAAGAGAAUUCACACGUGCUCACACUGGAUGUUGCAUGUUUUGUUGGUGGUUCAUACUAUUUUUGUGUCCAGAUAUUAUUGCAGAAAAUAAAAUAAGCUGAGAAAGAGCUAGAGAAAGUUUUAGAGUAAAAAUAUCAUAGAUGGGGUAAGAGGGGGGGGGGGGUAUUUAAAGAAAAGCUAUAACUACUGAUGAUGUAUGCUGACUGUACAAAGAAUAUGCUCGUAAAACCUGUCUGGUUUUUCACUUGUAAAUUAAACAGAAAAAUUGAUUUAUUGUCAUGGUUUUGUGAUUGUACACAAGGAGAUAUUGAUGAAUUAUGCAAAAAUGUGCUGUAAAAAUGGCUGUUGGCCCAUGUCUAAAUAUUAAAUAUCAGUAUAAAGAAAAAA